GAGGUUGCUGGAGUCUUCCCUCAUUUCAUUAUCUCGCUACGAUGGAGCAGGGUCCCGGGAACAUCCGAUCUACCCAGAUCCGGCCAGGUUGUCUCCUGCUGCAUAUUAUGCUCAGAGGAUGAUCCAGUAUCUUUCCCGAAGGGACAGUAUUCGACAACGCUCUAUGCGAUACCAACAAAACCGUCUCCGCUCUUCGUCCUCCUCUUCUUCCACUUCAGAGAACUCAAGCCCAUCUGUAGAGGGAAAUGAUCUGGAGUUUGAAGAUUUUGAGGACAAUGGAGACCGAUCCAGGCACCGAGCUCCCCGGAAUGCCCGCAUGUCUGCACCAUCGCUGGGGCGCUUUGUCCCGAGACGUUUUUUGCUGCCAGAGUACUUGCCUUAUGCUGGGAUUUUCCAUGAACGGGGACAGCCUGGCUUGGCCACCCAUUCCUCUGUCAACAGGGUUUUGGCAGGUGCUGUCAUUGGGGAUGGACAGUCAGCUGUGGCCAGCAACAUUGCCAACACCACCUACCGGCUCCAGUGGUGGGACUUCACUAAAUUUGAUCUGCCUGAAAUCAGCAAUGCCUCUGUGAACGUACUUGUUCAAAACUGCAAAAUUUACAAUGAUGCUAGCUGUGAUAUCUCUGCUGAUGGGCAGCUGCUGGCAGCCUUCAUUCCCAGCAGUCAAAGAGGCUUCCCUGAUGAAGGAAUACUGGCUGUGUAUUCUCUGGCACCCCACAACUUGGGCGAGAUGCUUUACACAAAGCGAUUUGGCCCUAAUGCCAUUUCUGUGAGCCUGUCUCCAAUGGGCAGAUAUGUAAUGGUGGGACUGGCUUCCCGACGUAUCCUGUUGCACCCCUCCACAGAACACAUGGUUGCUCAAGUCUUCAGGCUGCAACAGCCCCACGGUGGAGAAACCUCUAUGAGGAGAGUUUUCAACGUUCUGUACCCAAUGCCUGCUGACCAGAGAAGACACGUCAGCAUAAACUCUGCUCGCUGGCUGCCCGAGCCAGGCCUGGGAUUGGCAUAUGGUACCAACAAAGGGGACCUGGUGAUUUGCCGACCAGA
Pelecanus crispus (Dalmatian pelican) is the source of this 1047-nucleotide messenger RNA. NCBI's taxonomy places the organism in Eukaryota, Metazoa, Chordata, Aves, Pelecaniformes, Pelecanidae. The record is from RefSeq and is a predicted model, not a curated record.